Molecule: messenger RNA, 1155 nt
Organism: Brachypodium distachyon (stiff brome)
Lineage: Eukaryota; Viridiplantae; Streptophyta; Magnoliopsida; Poales; Poaceae
Exons: 4
Coding region: 209-829 (206 amino acids)
Source: RefSeq, a predicted model, not a curated record
GGCAUAGGGUCCGGUGGUACGGCUACUUAUCGGAUUUGUAGCGAGCUGUUUUCUCUAUUCCCAGUAAAUAUCGUACUAGUAGCCUACAGGAUCGAUCUGGAUAGGGACCGGGCUCGAUCGGUUAGGGAGAAAAUAUAAUCUGGCCAGCAUUGCAUUGCAUUGCGACGAACGCAAAUUCGCUCGAGAUCUCAGCAAUCAUCAUCCAUCCAUGGAGGUUGAGGAGCGGAGGACGAUGCCCAAGGUGGAAGACGACAGUACGCUGCCUUUCCUGCUCGACCUGCUCGAGGACCAAAUCAUGAAACUACAACGUGUUGGCGCCAGGGGAUUGCCUCGCCGGAUUCAUUGGCGCACCGUCCUCUCCGAAGAGGAACGCGACGCCUCCAUCAUCGGCCAUGUCCACCACGCUCUCCGCCACUACAAUGCCAACGACCCGGGCUCCGACUUCGAACCUGUAAAGCCGUUGAUGGCUUCGUAUGUGGGGAUCAGAGGCGAGAUGUGGGUCCAUAUCAACUUCCUGGCUCGGAGGAUUGGUGGUAACAAGAAACGGGGACCCAAUUGUAACCCUCCUGUCAGGCACUUCUUCGCUGAGCUGCGCUAUGAGCUCCUCUCCACCUACACACCAACCGUCGAAACCUGCACCAUCAUCGAAGUUCCUAACAGGCAAUUGAAAACCAAGUGUGCUUUUUGUCUCGAAAAGUUUGAGAUUCAUCACCCCCUCGACGGGAAAUUUGUGUGCGGAAAGAAGCGCCAGUUUGAACAAGGUCUAGGAGUCGAAUAUUUCACCAACCUACUUGACAAGCCCUUCACAUGCCGCCGGAGCAAGGCUUGAAAUUCCGAGCAACCUGGGGGCUGGAAGCGUCCCCUUGGACAUAGUGCGUUCUGAGGAUGCGGAUUGUGGAGCACUCCCUCCGUUCCUAAAUACUUGUCGUGGUUUUAGCGUAAAUUUGCACUAAAAUCACAAUAAGCAUUUAGGAACGGAGGGAGUACAUCAUAAAAUUGUGAUCCAUCUUUUGUGCUAAGAAAGUGCUGGUGCUUGUGCUAGUUCAUGUAUUUCGUAUGUUUCAUAAUGCAAUUCUAGCCUUCCUCAGAAUCUCAGAUUAUAGCACAUUUCUACACCUCUCAAUACAUUUUCCAGAAUUAUUUUCAUUUUUGGCA